AUGGUCAUGACGGCCGUUGUCUGGUUCUUCACAACGAUCAUAAUCGUCUUGUCUCCUGGUGACCAUUGCGUUGCGAUCCCCGCUGUGGCUUUCCAGCUUGGGCACGCUAUUUCCUUAUCGAAUUUUGAAAGACGUAUGAUCCUAUCCCCCCGUCGCCACGUUGUCGCGGUAUCGAACGACUUCGAGAAAAUUCUUGUCGACAGUUAUCGUGAGAAGUCGGAUCAUUCUCCGCUUUUGGGCUGGAUGUGGUCAAAGGUCCAUAGCGCCACAUGGGAUCCAAAGAUUCUAGGAGUCUAG
Aspergillus puulaauensis is the source of this 297-nucleotide messenger RNA. RefSeq lists its product as uncharacterized. NCBI's taxonomy places the organism in Eukaryota, Fungi, Ascomycota, Eurotiomycetes, Eurotiales, Aspergillaceae. The record is from RefSeq and is a predicted model, not a curated record. The coding region runs from base 1 to 297 and encodes 98 amino acids. The transcript has a single exon.